Pelobates cultripes (western spadefoot toad) is the source of this 18137-nucleotide messenger RNA. The record is from the annotation of a GenBank genome assembly. Lineage: Eukaryota; Metazoa; Chordata; Amphibia; Anura; Pelobatidae.
ACCUGGCAGUCUCUGCGAGCAGUGGGGUUAAUGGCGGUCCGUACCGGUUCCGGGUUAGCCGGAUGUUGUCUCCGGUCCGGCCGCUGAUCGCGCUCUAUCCGGGGAUUGCUGGCUGUUACUGACCGCGAUACCGGCUGCGGGGGAGGACGGGGACCCCAGCUCGUGUUUCCAUGGAGACCAGCGAGGAGCGGUAACUGUCUCCAUGGAGACGCGGACCGGAAGUGGUGACCGGUGCCGGUUGCUAUGGUGACGCGGGAGCGCGUGGCUGACACGCAGAGCAAGAUGGCGGAGCCGGGCUGGGCGGAGAGCGUGAGGGCGGCCAGGAAAACCUCCCUGCUACAGGACGGUAACUCGCCAAUGUACUAACACCGCCCCGGCGAUAAUCACAGAGCUCCACCGCGAUAAUAAUACCGCCAGUAACGGAGCUCCACCGCGAUAAUAAUACCGCCAGUAACAGAGCUCCACCGCGAUAAUAAUACCGCCGGUAACAGAGCUCCACCGCGAUAAUAAUACCGCCGGUAACAGAGCUCCACCGCGAUAAUAAUACCGCCGGUAACAGAGCUCCACCGCGAUAAUAAUACCGCCGGUAACAGAGCUCCGCCGCGAUAAUAAUACCGCCAGUAACGGAGCUCCACCGCGAUAAUAAUACCGCCAGUAACAGAGCUCCACCGCGAUAAUAAUACCGCCAGUAACAGAGCUCCACCGCGAUAAUAAUACCGCCGGUAACAGAGCUCCACCGCGAUAAUAAUACCGCCGGUAACAGAGCUCCACCGCGAUAAUAAUACCGCCGGUAACAGAGCUCCACCGCGAUAAUAAUACCGCCGGUAACAGAGCUCCGCCGCGAUAAUAAUACCGCCGGUAACAGAGCUCCGCCGCGAUAAUAAUACCGCCGGUAACAGAGCUCCGCCGCGAUAAUAAUACCGCCGGUAACAGAGCUCCGCCGCGAUAAUAAUACCGCCGGUAACGGAGCUCCGCCGCGAUAAUAAUACCGCCGGUAACGGAGCUCCGCCGCGAUAAUAAUACCGCCGGUAACGGAGCUCCGCCGCGAUAAUAAUACCGCCGGUAACAGAGCUCCGCCGCGAUAAUAAUACCGCCGGUAGCGGGCUCCGCCCGCUGAUAAUAAUACCCGCCCGGCCUUGAGCUCGCGCGAUAAUAAUACCGCCGGUAACGGAGCUCCGCCGCGAUAAUAAUACCGCCGGUAACAGAGCUCCGCCGCGAUAAUAAUACCGCCGGUAACAGAGCUCCGCCGCGAUAAUACCGCCGGUAACAGAGCUCCGCCGCGAUAAUAAUACCGCCGGUAACAGAGCUCCGCCGCGAUAAUAAUACCGCCGGUAACGGAGCUCCGCCGCGAUAACACCGCCAGUAAUGUGUCUGAGUGUAUAAGUGAGCUCCACAGCAAUAAUAAUUCCAGUAAUGUGUCUGAGUGUAUAAUGCGUCUUAUUUAACACCAGACGCGACUAAGGUGUCAGUCCAUGCCGUUGUUCUUUCUCGCCUUGACUACUACAAUCCCCUUCUCCUUCUACAAUCCCCUUCUGCAAUCUUUAAUGAAUGAGUUUCCUGUCCGCCCGCACCUCCCACGCCUCUCCCCUCUGUCAGUCCCUACAUUGGCUUCCAAUUAGAUAUUGGGCUCAAUUUAAAGGAUCACUAUAGUGUCAGGAAAACAAAGCGGUUUUCCUGACACUAUAGUGCCAUGAGGGUACCCCACCCUCAUGGUCCCCCUCCCGUGGCGCUGAAGCGGUUAAAACCCUUCAGCAGCUUACCUUAUUCCAGACUCCCUCGGCUCUGGCGACCUCUCCUCCCACUCCGUCAGCUCCCCAGUCCGUCACAGGAGCCGAAUGCGCAUGCACGGUAAGUGCCUCGCGCAUUCAAAGUGUCCAUAGAAAAGCAUUUCUCAAUGCUUUCCUAUGGAUGCUCUGCGCAAUGGAGGCACAAUAGGCCUCCAGCGUCGCAGAUGCGCCUCUAGUGGCUGUCCGGAAGACCCCCACUAGAGGCUGGCUUAACCCCAAAUGUAAACAUAGCAGUUUCUCUGAAACUACUAUGUUUGCAUCUGAAGGGUUAAAACCUGAGGGACCUGGCACCCAGACCACUUCAUUGAGCUGAAGUGGUCUGGGUGACUAUAGUGUCCCUUUAAAAUUCUGGUGCUUGCUUACAAGUCCCUACAUAAUGCUGCUCCAACCUACCUAUCCUCCCUAAUACACAAGUAUGUCCUGUUGAGGUACCUACGCCUAUCCUCUGUCCGUACUCCCACAUCUGAUGCUCGCCUCCAAGACUUCUUCAGGGCUGCACCUUUUCUGUUGAACUCCCUUCUCCAUUAGACUUUCACCCAGUCUCCACUCCUUCACAAAAUCUUUGAAAACACACUUCUUCAGGAAAACAUAUCAUUUAAACUGUUAGUGGGUUUUCAUCUCCCUCUAUGACUCCUCUCCUGCAACUGUCAAAAAUAAAUUUAAAGAUUAUACUCUGCAUUCUGCCCGUGCUUUAUUGUCCAGAUACCAUCUCAGAUGUACACGGAUUAGCAACUAACAUCUUCUCUACAGUUCACUUAUAAAAAUGACUUCUGAUAGUCACUUGCAUAUAAUAUAUAGUAAUAUUUAUUUAUUUAUUUUCUUGGGUUUCUAAUUGGAUGUUAUGUUGUUUGUUUAUUUGUAGGCAAGAGAAAAGUCCAUUACUUGUUUGCUGAUGGUGUAGAAAUGGCAGAAGAAUAUGACUCCAAAACACAUGAACUGUUUGGUAAGUGGAUUUGUAUAUCUCUGCUUGUCUGUUCAGUCACCCAUUGAAUCAUGAGCUGCUAGUAUCAUUUCACAUGUAGAAGGGAGCAAAGGAUGCGAUCAUUGGAAAUGCAACAUCUAGGUGUAGGGUAAUCCCAUUGGGAGAACACUUAGACAGAAAGAAUAAUAACAUGUAGAUUGGACAGUGUACGCUAAAGCACAACAUUUAUUGGCAUGAAACAACCUUUGAAAUAAAAGCCAGGAGGGAAACACUAAAUUGUUUUGAUUUCAAUUUAAUAAGUGAGUUCUAAAUAUUCAGACAUUUUCUAAGAACUUACUGGAACUCUUAUGGCUCAGUGAGUCUCCAAAAGAUAUACCCUGUUAUUGUGACCGGUCAGUAACUAAUUUCCUCUGGUUUAGAGAAUAGCUCUGAAUACUAUGGAAUGAUGCAAAUGUAGAAACACAUAUCAUGGAGUAUAGGAAUUACACUUAUUUCUCAAUAUGUUCUUUUCUUUAACAUACUUUUUUAUUAUAACCUUAUUUUACUUUUCAUAAAUCACGGUAAUUGAAUAAAACUUUCAAAAUCACAUAUUAAUUGUAUCAGCCUCUUUUCAUGCUCCAAUCCUGCCACCAUAUUAUGUGGCAGGAUCUGUUUUCUAUUAAUUGUAUAUUAAAGAUUUAACAGCCGACAUCUCAUUUCUGAUUCUCAGAGCUCAUUGCAGUGAUUGACAGGGAGCAAUGAUGGAGGCACUCAUUUUUUUUUUUUUAUUUUUUUUUACAUUUAAUUCUAGUUUUCAGAACUCACAAAUACAUAUUUGUUAAAUAUACGUAAAAUAGAAACUAAAUUUUAAAAAAAAAAUCCUAAGAAGUGACAAUUUAAAUCAUUACUGUCAAAACACUGUAUGUUGUUAUACCUCUUUCUGACUUGGUCUGCAAUCGCUUAUUUUGUGGUGUUUUGUUUUUUGUCUCCAGUUAGGAAAUGGAGAAAGAAGACUCCACUUGGAGCAUAUGGCCCGUGGGAAAUUGAAGUUGGAGAAGCACCUCUGCCAGUUAGUGCACUUCAGCCGGACUUUUUAAAGGAAAGCAAUUCAAAUGUAUGUAUUGCUGUAAUGUGUUCUAGCCAUUAUAUUGAUAUAGAAGGCCAGAAUGUUAGAUCGGUAAAGGUCCACUGUGAGAUAUGGGGUGUGUUGUGGACAAAAUAUUAGAAUUAGUAAAAUGUCUAUUUACUCUGUGCAUCUGUGUUUGAUCCAUGACCGGGUGUAAUUAGACUUGGGAAACUCUCACUCUAUGACUUUAAAAAAGGCAUAUAAAGCAGCACUUAAAUUACAUACAGUGCGUCUGUGUUUGUGUGUGUAUAUAUGUAUAUGUAUAUAUGUAUAUGUAUGUAUGUAUAUAUGUAUAUGUGUGUGUGUGUAUAUAUAUAUAUAUAUAUAUAUAUAUAUAUAUAUAUAUAUUUUAUUAGUGUGUGUGUGUAUACCAUAUAUAUAUAUAUUACAGCGCUAUGGAACUUGCUGGUGCUAUAUAAAAAAAUUUUUUUAGUCUCCAAGUACUAACUGCAAAUAGUUGUGCAUACUCUGUUUACUAAUAGAUUUGUAUUUCUUUGUUUAAGUGUUUUCGUUCAAGUUAUUGCCACAUACUAAUCCAGUGCCAGCAUGAACAUUAUAUCGAUCUCUCCUCACCAUGUAAAAGCACCUUGUGAAUGUUACCUGCUUUCACAGACCAUACGGCUGGUGAUCACACAUAGGCAGAUACAAUAACAAUAUCACACUAGUGACCACAUACUCUCACUACACAGGGCCGAUAUGCACAAUAUUCUGAUUUUGUGAAAUUUGCAACUGCAGAAUGUGCACAAACAUUUACUUGACAUAAAACUCAUGGUGUCACACCGGCAAGGACAAAAUCCAACUAAGUAUUAAAACAUUGUCAAAUUUUUCCAAGACCAAUCUAGACCAUGUGUUGCUUUGUUUGAUGCACUGGAAGACAGGGAAAGGAAAUAACAAAAUGUUCCACAUAUAUUGUUCUUGGAAACAGAUGAGUAGUGCCAAACUUUCUAUAGCAUGUAUCCUGUUGUAGUAUCUGGGUACAUGGAAUUAUUGGACAUUCCCACAUACUUGAACAAACAUAAAAGUACUUCCAUGUUAUAACCACAUGGGUAUAAUCUCUUGCAUUAGUUGAUGUCGAAAGUCAGAAUAAUGGAUCUUAUUAGCGGCAGUAUAAUAACUUGUUUUUGCCGUCCCUUAUAAUUAUAACAAGGACAUUCUUUAAGAUGAGAGAACUCGUACUAUUCUAUUUCUGGGCAACCCAUUAAUAAAUAACUAAAUGUAUUUUUGUUUUAGCCUAUUUUUAUACGUAAGGAUACAAAAUCAAGCUUUCAAUGGCGAGUUCGGAACCUGCCUUACCCAAAAGAAGUAUACAGUGUUACUGUGGACAAGGCAGAACGAUGCUGUAUUGUGCGAACAACCAACAAAAAGUAAGUAGACGUAUUAUACUUAAAAGGGCACUCUGGUAAAACAUAAGUAAAACGUUGAUGCAUUCGACUGGCCCUCAUUAUUAUGCUGUAUUUUUUUUGCUUGCACAAAUCUUUAUUUACACAAAAUAAUACCUUCCUCCCUAUCCACAACAGGUUACUUUGUAGUUAACAUCAUUUGGUUCUGUCAGUGGAUAAGCUGCAUACAUACACUGAUAAGGAAGUCUUUUUCAGGAGUAAGGGGGUGUGGCUAAAGAGGCAGGCUAAUGGUGCAGCAUUCUGCAAAACCAUUUCUUCCCCAAAAACUAUAAACAUUUGAGCAUGCAAAAAAAGACUGCAUAUUAAUGAGUCCAAAACCUACCACAUGCAUUAAAGUUGUAUUUGUGCUUGGAUUGUAACUUUAAGGGACCCUGUUUCUCUGUUCUCUUUUAUUGCUUUCGUAAUUAUUAUAAGACUCACAAAUCUUUGUGAAAGGUAAACCAACCCAAGAGCUAUUGUUUUCGAUAAGUUGCUGCUGCACAGAGGUGUAUGGGAUCAUUUCAGACAGCAUAGUUCAGAAUGACAAGUUCCUGAUUGCUAAAUGCUAUUCCUGGUCUGCAAAGUGCUCUCUCUGUCAGCUUUUAACUUGUUGAUUAAUAGCAGUUUGGACAUUUUAAUUUGAUUUAUUUUACAUAUGUAUUAUCGACCUAAUGCAAUAAAGAGCCACUCUAAGCACCAUAACCAGCUCAGUGUAGUAGUCACGUUGGCAGUAGUCUCUGGGUACCUUCCCCUGGUUCUUCGUAAGAUUAAGCAAACAUUGGCAAACCCUCUUAAGGAUGAAAUAUAUUUCUAAAAGCAAGAAAUCCUGGUCAGUAACAUUUAACAGGAACACAAACACUCAGAGACCUAGAUAUUAAAGGUAGAUAAAGCCAUUGGAUUCAUAUCGGAGAACACAUACUUUAUUCUUCAGCAAUCUGCCCGCCACAAACCUUUUUUGAUGACUUCCACUGUAUUGACCUGUACCACCUCUGCUGAUAAGCUAUUCCAUGCAAAGUAUAUAAUUCCACAAUGGUUUGCCAAUGGUUGGCAAAGAGAAUCAAUAAACGUUUAAUAAUACAUUUUUAAAUUACUACACAGACGGGAUUAUUUUUUUCUGAAUCCUGACCUGAUACUUUUAUUUGUGGUAAUAUUGGGCUUUGAGCAACUGUCAUACUGUCAAAAAACUGUUAGCAGGUUUUUAUCCCCCACCCACUAGACUCCUCUCCUGCAACUGUCAAAAAUUACUUACUACGUUCUCAGUGAAUACUUUUCUAACAACCUACUUUGUACCCUACUUUUACCCUCUGUGUCACUAUACCCCACGCCCUCUAGAAUGUAAGCUCAUUGAGCAGGGCCCUCCACCUUUCUGUUCCUGUACAUCCAGUUUUCUGGUUACAAUUACAUGUCUGUUAGUCCACCCAUUGUACAGCGCUACGGAAUCUGAUGGCGCUUUAUAAAUAAUGAAAUAAUACAUGUAAAGAUGAUUUACUGAGGCAUUGAGAAUGUUUACUUUUUCCAACAGAGGGCGCUCUUGGAGAAGAUCUAAAUACUAAUGUGUUUUUUCCUUUCGCUUCUAAAAAAUGCAUACUGCAUUACAUAGUACUGCAUGUUUACAGGCACUUGGUUCACAUGUCUCCAACAAUAUGUUUUUUGCACAUGUCAUCUAGAUAAUUUGUGGGUGACAGAUUCUAUAAUGCCGUAAACUCAAUCUGCCUUAAACAGACUGUUUGCUUGUGAAUGUCCUGUUUAGUGAAUACAUCCCAUUGAGUUACUGCCAUUUUCCUAUCAGUUCAGGCACAAAUUGUGCAAAUUGGAACAAGGAUACACUUUAAUUUUAUUUUAAGCCUUGCUUUAUUAGCUUCUGUUUAAAGUGUUGUUUGUCCUUACUUUAAGAUGCUCUUAAAAGACAAUAUUGUUUUUCUCAGUUUUUGUUUAAUAUUUUAUACACAUUGCAAACCUUACUCUAUCUCUUCUAGGAUCACUUUGCAAUCCCCAUAAUAUAGAUAUAUCUCCACCAUCACAAAUAGUUUCCAUCAAGCCCCCAUAUCUUUAUUCGCAGAGAUUCAGACAUGAUAAAGCCAUGCCUUUGUUUGUCUGACGUAUUGCUUUGCUCCUCUCUGGGUGUUAAAAGCACAUUCCAAGCUCUAAAUUUACAAACCAGGAAUAGGAAUACUGUAACUUCAUGUCUCCACCUACCCCUUAUAUUGUGUCAUGGUACUUUUAUUUAAAUUUAUAGGAAGGAAUCAUAUAUUGCUUGAGAAGUAUUGCUAGAUGUAAAGAUAUUUAAAAGCCAUAUUAUAAUAUUAUUAUUAUUAUUAUUAUCAUGAUCAUCAUCCUUUAUAUAGCGCCAGCAUAUUCCACAGUGCUUUACAAUUAUAAAAUGGUCGAUAUUUGACAACAAGUAAUUAACAUAUAGAAUAGAACAGAGACAAGAGGUGAGGAAGGGCCAGCUAAAACAAGCUUACAAAACAACACAAUCCUCAUCCAAAUACCCUGCAGUUUAUCCUCCUCUACCAACAUUCAGUGUGUACUCUGGAACACCCUUCCAUCUGUAGCAAUAUUACAUUUCAUCUCUAAUUCACUAAGGAUACUGGCGCUCACUGAGACUUGGCUGUCCCCCUCUGAUACUGCUACUCCAGCUUCAUGUUUCGGUGGACUACAAUUCUCCCAGACUCAACUGUAAAGGCGGCAGUGUAGGCAUCACCACCUAAAACGUUGCAACUCCUUUCACUGAGAAGAUUUCUACAAUCAGGGAAGAGAUCUGUAAUCUCUCUCCCUCCCCUUCCAAUACAUCACCCAACUCCACUGUUCUAUGCUCAAUCGCAACUACUACAAUGGAAGAGGUUUCUUCUCUGCUCUGGUCCUCCCACCCCACCACCUGUUCCCUCAAUGCUAUGCCCUCAUAUCUCAUCCGCACUCUGUCUCCCUCUCUUGCUCUUUUUCUCACUAAAGUUUUCAAUCUUUCCCUUUCCUCUGGUACAUUUCCUUCACCCUUCAAGCAUGCAACCAUAACGCCAAUUCUGAAAAAAGCCCAACCUCGACCCCAGCGCCCCACCCAACUACCGCCCUUUAUCACUACUGCAGUUUGCCUCCAAGAUCCUUGAGAGAGUAGUGUAUGCGAGAUUUCCUCAAAUCCAACUCUCUGCUUGACCCCCUACAGUCUGGAUUCCGCGCUCGUCACUCUGUUGAAUCAGCUGUGACCAAAGUCUCCAACGAUGUAAUUGCUGCUAAAUCUCGCUGCCAUUACUCUAUCCUAAUUCUCCUUGAUCUUUCUGCUGCGUUUGACACGAGAUACUGCUCUCUCCUGGUGCUCCUCGUACCUCUCCCAGCGCUUUUUCAGUGUUUUUCUCUGGCUCCGCCUCUUCUCCCCAACCUUUUCUGUUGGUUCUCCCCCCAGGUUCAGUCCUUGGUCCUACUACUGUUCUGCUGUUCUCCAUCUAUACUGCCUCCCUUGGUAAACUCAUCAGCUCAUUUGGCUUCCAUUAUCAUUUAUAUGCAGAUGACACAUAUACCUGUCCUCUCCUGAUCUCUCUCCGCCCAUCUUGACUCAUGUCUCUGACUGCCUCUCCAUGAUUUCCAAUUGGAUGGCUGCCCACUUCCUUAAACUCAACCUGUCCAAAAAAAAAAAACUUCUGGUCUUUCCUCCCUCAAGUGCUGUUACUCCCAUGUCUGUCUCCCUCCAAGUCAAGGGCGCCACCAUCAACUCUACCUUGCAGGCUUGCUGCCUAGGUGUUCUCUUUGACUCCGAUCUCUACUUCACCCCACAUGUCCAAUCAACCGCCAAAUCCUGCCGCUUCCAUUUCAAAAACAUAGCUGGCAUCCGCCCCUAUUUCACACCAGGCGCAACUAAGGUGCUGGUCCAUGUCAUUGUUCUUUCUCACCUUGACUACUGCAAUCCCUUUCUCAGUGGUAUGAUGUGUUCCCAGAUUGCACCGCUGCAAUCUAUUAUGAACGAGGCGGCAAGGCUCAUGUUCCUGUCCGCAUCUCCCCCGAAAAGGAGGACAGGCUACAUUGAUUGUUCAUUUAGUUUGAUUGUAAACAUUUGACUAAAUAGGGAAAUUUACAAUAUUCACUUUUUAACACCUCAGAUUGAAGACUAUUACAUAUGUCGACAUUGUAAUUAAAACAAAUAAGCUGCAGUAAAAUUAACUGGGUAAAGACACCCAGGACCAGUCCCCUCUCAGUCCCUACAUUGGCUUCCAGUUAGAUAUAGGGCUCAAUUUAAGAUUCUGGUGCUUGCUUACAAGUCCCCACAUAAUGCUGCUCCAACCUACCUAUCCUCUUUAAUACACAAGUAUGUCCCUGCGCUCUGCCGAAGACCUAUGCCUAUCCUCUGUACGUACUCCCACAUCUGAUGCUCGCCUCCAAGACUUCUCCAGGGCUGAACCUUUUCUGUGGAACUCCCUUCCCUUGGCUGUUAGACUUUCACCCAGUCUCCACUCCUUCACAAAAUCUUUGAAAACUCACUACUUCAGGAAAGCAUAUCAUUUAAACUGUUAGCGGAUUUUUAUCCCCCGCCUUAUGGCUGUAUAAAACCAGAAAUUGCAUGUUUUGAAGUAUUUUUAAAUCUUUCAAAGGGUCUGGCAGUUAUUGUAGAGCUCUAGGCUGAACACUGCUCAUGUACAUUGCUUCCCCCAAAUAAAUCCCAUUUGUGAUCCCCAUUGGUGUGUUUCAGGGAAGCAAUUCAAUGCCAGAUUAUGUGCAAUGGUUCUUUGAUUGAUUUCACUGAGAGAUCAGGGAUUGAUUGGAUUUCACCAGCCUGGUGGCUGAAUAUGUCAUUGGAGGCAAAAUGUAGGCCAAGAAAAACAAGAGGGGCACCCUCUAUACUAAAUAUUUUAUUUAUUUAAUCUCAAGCAUCCAUUUUAAUGUAUUCCAUACACCGUGCGUUAGUUCAUGGGUGGCAGAAUCCUUCUUCGAGUUUUCCUGGAAAUGGUUAAUACGGAUACAGGCAAGGAUAAGAUAGAAUGAUGGUAUAUUAGCCAGGAAACAAGUCUCAGCAUUUCUUGUAUCUGUUCGUAAUAUAAACAAUGUGUGAAAUCUAUUAUUUAAUAAGAGCACUUAGUCGGGAAGAUUACUGGUUCAGUCCCUCCCUGUCCUGACUUAAGUUCUCUUUUUUGGAUGGCCUUUUUAUCUAUCAUUGAGGAGUUAACACCUCCUUAACAUGUCUUUGUGUUCAUCUAAUCUGCUAUUUAACCUUUGACAUCUCCCUUAUUAUCCAUGUCUGCCACCUUUACCAAAUACAGAGAGCAGCUACAUCACAGGAGGCUUUAAUCUCUGUCAGAAGGAUAUUCUGCCUAUAUACAUACUUUGCACUCACCUUGUUUCAUCUGUUCCCAUCACUGUUCUUCACAUACUGUGUUCCAUUGCUUCCACUCCUAUACAGUGCGCUUGUUUUAAUAGGACCCCUUUCACCUCUUUGGUUCUGUUAACAUUAUUUUGUUUGGCAAUAUUUCUAUUUUAUCUUUUUUUUUUAUAUUGUAAAGUGCAGCAGAAUAUGUUGGCACUAUAUAAACGGCAGUAAUUGUUAAACACAAGCAGUCGUGUUUUCCAUUAUACGUAUUUUUGACCAAAGUGGGGGGACAAAGGAAUGGAAACGUAGAAUGCAACAUGGGGUUUGUGUUUGUCAGUCUGUGUUUAUUAAAAACAAACAAACAAAACAAAACGAACUUGCCUGUGAUCAGAUUUUUUUGUGUUAAAUUUCAGCUCAUUUCAAUGUUACAGCUCUGUAUACAUCACUAAAGUAGUUUUAUUAACUAAAUUGUUUUCUGCAUUAUUUCAAUUUAGAGUAAUUUGAGCCCAAAAUUAUUAUAUAGAGGGUCAUAUCCUAAAUCACGAAAUCGAUGAUGUUUAUAUACUUUUUCAUAAGCAUAUUUUAUCUUUUCUUUAUUGGUUACACAAAAUUGACAAAUUCGUAUUAUCUUUCCAGACACCCUGCAAUUCUUGUGAAUCUCCAUAAUUUCGCAGUGGAACAUGUAGUGACUUCAAUGAGUAAAGCAUAUAUCAUGUAAGCUCAUUGAGCAGGGCCCUCCACCUCUCUGUUCCUGUACGUCCAGUUGUCUGGUUACAAUUACAUGUCUGUUAGUCCACCCAUUGUACAGCACUACGGAAUCUGAAGGUGCUAACUAAAAUAAAAUAUCAUACAGACAUGGUGCCUUUUGGGAGAUUUACUCCUCACCAGCCAAACAAAUCUUGUACUGCAAAUACUUAACUUUUAUCACUAACGUCCAUAAAAAGAAAUUCAAAACUCCAACAAACUAAAGUUUUUGUCGAUACGGGUUUUCUUGAGCUAUGUUCAUUAUCGUUUCAGACAGUGUAAGAUUCCUUUGUAUGUAUCCUUUAGUUGAUAAUUUCAGGAGAAGGGUUUUCCGCUAACUGUGCCCAUAUGUACCAGGUGAAGCUGGCAGUGGUGAUUGGUGGCGUGUAAUGAGCGAGAUAAUCAGCUCCUGAAAAAUGAAUAAAGGGUGAAAUCACCAGCCAUUUCAGUUCUAGUACCAAAUGUCACUCACAGCUGGAAACAAGCCCGCUACUCAGCUUACCUUGUUAUAGAAGAUCUGUCUCUUCCUGAGAUGUGAUGUAGACAGGACUGCAAAACACACUGAGCACCCUUUGCUAAUUUAAAAAAAUAUAUAUAUAAAUGAAAAAUAACUAUUCAUAAACCGGUAUCUCCUUAGCACCCAUAGCCUGCCUCCUAUUCAGCCGCUCUGAUAUUCUAUAAAACCAUGCCUGUGCAAUAACACAUGGGAAUCCAUCCAGCCUGAAUGAGCAUGCCUGGCUGAGGGUGAUAGGGGGCCUAUGUGACCAUGGUGUCUUCAAACUAAAUUGAUUGGGAUCAAUAUUUAGCCAGAUUUCUAGUGAAGGCCAUAGUGAACACUGUGCCAUUCAUUUAUUAAGCACAGAGUUGUAGUGAGUUGACACAUUUUAGGCUAUAUAGAUUUGAAUUUAUUUUUUUUGUCCCCAAGUUUUAUUUCUCGGCUCCCCAGUUUGCUGUAGUGUUUAUUCUCAGUGUGCGUUUUAGCUGUCUACAGGAAUGGCUCUGAUUCACUUACAGACUAUUUUCCAGAUAAGAUCUUUCCUGUGUAUGGACGACACGCCAGGCAAUAAAUGGAGAGUUUUACUGAAAGACAUAUUAGAGUAAAUCGGGUGCACUAUUCUACUUUUUCAAGAUUUGCUGUAUGCCUAUUGCAAGGUCACUUUAAUCUAUUUAAUCUAUUGAUGAUCUGUUGAAAAGAAGGACAGGCUACAUUGAUUGUUCAUUUAUUUUGAUUGUAAACAUUUGACUAAAUAGGGAAAUUUACAAUAUUCACUUUUUACCACCUCAGAUUGAAGACUAUUCCAUGUGUCGACAUUGUAAUUAAAACAAAUAAGCUGCAAUAAAAUUAGAUGGGUAAAGACACCCUGGACCAGUCCACUUCUUAUUCUCAUGGCAGGUUUCAUCCCCUAUCUUUGGAAUUUUAAAAAUAGACUGAAACACCCAGUCUCAUUAAUAGGUCUGUGAUGCACUGCAGUCAGUUAAGGUAAUAACAUUCAUCUUUUUGUGUAGAUUUUUUUUUUUCACUCUAUAUCGAUUUUUAUUUUAUUAAAGAUGUUCAGAAUGGUAACAAUAUAAAGCUGCUUAAAUAUGUAGUUAAAAUUGACUUUUUUGAGCUACAGAGUCCCCACCUAGUUGAGAAUACAAAUGAUGCUGCCUUAUUGAAGAUAGUAGACUGGCACUCCAAAUGAUGGUCCCAAUAUAUUUAUUUAAUUUUCCAAUUGCAACUCUCUGAGCAGCCUGAUAUUCCAUAUUGAUAUUGAAUUGGUUGUUCCCCAGCAGAGUCUUGUGCUAAAAUAAGGCAAGUGACAUUUCCUGUUUACAGGAUGCUAUGUAGUGAUGGAAUGAUCCUGUUAACAUGUAUUCUAUACCCAUUAAAACUUUACAUCUUCAACAUUUAAAGGUCCCUAUACCCUGCUCUGUUUUUCCUUCUAAUUUGUCCCAUCUUUGCCCUUUAGUCUCACUGUAAGUCCUUUGAUUUAGUUCAGAUGUAUCUAAAGAAUGUUUUGUCUCCCCUUUUUACAGACUAAGCUGUUUAUUUGUUCUACUUAGACUCUUGCUCAUUUAAAUAUGUGUUUUGUCUCUUUCUGUGUUGUCUAUCUUCAGCGGACGGAUCCUGUCUAUACUUCUUAGAAGCUUGCUCCUUCGAAUCAUUACUGCGGUUUUUUUUUUUGUUUAAGCUAAAAUACUUGAUAGAAUUAUUAGUUACAUUUAAAAAAAAAUUAUUUAGUAUCCUGAUUGCAUGCGCACUGCAUUACUCCCAUAACACAAUCACAGAUUUCGCCUUUAAAAGUUGAUGAUAUAAAAUGUAACAGUCGCAUCUGGCAGUGGUACAUGGAUGGCCCUAAGACUGGGUGAUCUAGCACUGGGCAACUACCAGUUAAUAAUGGUUAUAUUACACAAUUUCUAAUCGUCAUCAAUAAUUACUCCUAUCAAGAAGCAUUUAUUUUCAGACUUUAACGCAUAUAAGCAGGUCUUGCUCUAUAACUCCAUAGAUCUACAGACCUUUUAAGUAAAUCCAUUCUUACCUACCAUGUUUUGGUCAUAGUGUCUUCAUUUAACAGUGUAGGGGUUUUUUUUCCACUUGGAAAACAUUUUUUUUUCUAAUCUGUACUCUCUAAAAAAGGAUUGGUAUCAACAGGUUUCCCUUACUAUUGCCACCUUUAUUAAAACGGAGUGCUUAUUUGAUGUAUUGCAGCUUAUUUACUCCGAUAAGAGCAUGGUUUAUCUGUAAUCUUGAAUUCCAGAUUAAACAGCAACAUUUCUAUUUUUGUUUGUUAGAGGAUUGCAAAUGCUGAUGACAUAUUAUCUCUUAUUUUGAAUCCAGAGAUUUUGGAGUAGUUGAAUAGAUCCCGUACAAAGUUUGAGAAAGUCAGUGAUUUGGUUUCCAUUAAAAAUAGAUCAACAUUAAAAUAUUUGAUUUAAAAAAUACAUCUUCAUCUACAUUACUUGUAGAAUGCGGCUGGGGAAUAUUUUCCCAGAAUGCAUGUGACCUUUUUGUAUAUAUUUAACAUUUUGCAGCAUGAUUUAAAAAUAUUACACAUAGCAUCAAUCUAUUAUUUUGUUUCGAAUUUUUUUUUUUUUUUCCAUUUGCUUUACCUUGUGAUCUCUUGUGGGUUCGUUUUAUAUUAUCCUAAAUCCGUUUUUUUUUUUGUUUCUCACCAUUGCAUCCACAGCUUCAAAUUGCUCUGUUAACAUUUGACCCCUUCCCUCAUCCAGUAAACUGUAUCCAAUACAAUACAUUUAUUGCACACCAUGGCAUUAUGCUCUUUCAAUCCGUAACUGGUACUUUAACUUUAAAACAGGGCAGCAAAUCCCAGUCCUGUGUGAAAUGAAACCAUUUCAGGUAGUGUAUUACACACUAAAAUGAUUUUUUACUGAAUUUACAUUGAACUUUGCAGGUCAUUUCGUAUGCGGGAGGAGAGAGUCUGGUAGGAAAGACCGUAGCCACUAGGGUAGUUUCUGCUCUAGUGAAACAAGUGUUUGAAUUCAAACUUUGGCAAUUGGAUAAUUUGACUGAAAUUGUAACCACAACCCCUGCAAUGUAAAUUGUGCACUACAACCUGUUAAAUAACAAUAACACCCGGUCUGUGGGCUGUAUGGAUUCAGCUUCAGACAAAAUAAAAAUUCACCCCGCUCUAAUUAAUGACACUAUUCUUAUAGAAAUCAUACAAUAACCUGCUUUCAGACAAUCAGUUCUAUACCUCUGUAUUAUAUAUAUUGUGUGUAAGGUUUGUUAAAUUGGCAAAACUUGAUACGGGUCAAUUUGCCCUUAAUACGACAUGCAGAGAGCCUGUGCGGUUUCUUGGCUGUUUGUAAUAUUUAAUAUUCUAAACAAUCGGUUUAUUUUUAGAGUAGUAUGAUCAUAGUCUUACGUUGUUGCUUCUGCUGUUAUAAUGGUUGGUGUCCAGGUGAAAUAUUAACCAUAAAAACCAGCUCUGCGUAUCUGAAUAACAUUGAAUACCAGUCAUGUUAUGCACAUUAAGUUGUCCCGUCUCUGUAUUUUUGAUGUGAGUGUUAGUUGAAACUAUCUGAUAUAUAUGCAAUACUUAUGCGCGGUGGAAAAAUUAGAUAUACCGGUAGAUAAAAUUGGGUGGUUUUAGUAAUUGGGGAAGUUCAGCUAGGACAACUAAAAAUUAGUGGGAAAAACUAUUUAAACGAACCAAAAAUGGGCCAGUGUACUGCAAAAUUAUGUAUAUAUUUUACAGUACUAGUUCACAGAUUAAGUGAGAAAAGGUAACCAAUAGAUGGGGAAAAAAAGGAGCAGUUAUAACAUCUAUACUUGUAUUGUAUAUUUAUUAAAUAUCAUUUUGUUUUCUGCUCCCCCCAAUUAGUCACUUCCCACUUGAUCUGUGAAUUAAAAUCAACAUUUAGGGGCUGUGCCCUAACCAUCAAUCUAUAGUUUUCAUACAAAUCCCAAUUGAUUUGAAACCAAAUGAAUGCACAAGUCUAAUAUUUAAAUUGUUCAUAGAUUGUAUUACAAACGCAAUUAUAUUUAAAGAAAAACAGAUUUACUGACUAUAUCAUCUUGUCUUUCUAUCUGCACAGAUAUUAUAAGAAGUUUUCUAUCCCCGAUUUGGACAGAUGCAAUCUUGAGCUGUUUGAAAGUGCAUUAAGCUUUGCACAUGCUAAUAACACUUUAAUCAUAAAUGUAAGUACUCUGACUUUAAAUCGAUAUUACAGACGUGAAGGUGGGAAGUGUCACUCACUAUCCGUGUAAAUUGAAGCUAAUCUGUCACGUGUCACAUGAGUUUUGUUAAUGUAAAGCAGUUAUUACCAACAUUAAAUUUAAACAAAAGUCAGCACUAUAGUAUCAGAUGUAAAGGACCAGUAGUGGAACAACCAGCAAUAGAAAAAUCCUGUACAUCCUGUAUUGCAACAAAUGCCCUGUAGACAGUUCACAAUAGAUAGUUCACUUCAAUACCUUAAAAAGCCCAUAUAAUGGGUGAAACGCGUAGGUACAGGCUGUUUGUACUUGUGCUGUGGAUUUACCGGCAUUUUACUGUAAGGAGUGUUUCUUCUCCCAGUUUGAGACAAGCACUGGAUAGUAACACUGCCCAUACUAUUUGUGCAAUUGAGCCUGUGAAAAGCUCACAAUAUUACAGUGUACACAGCUACUGUAUGGAGCUUUUUCUGAUUUCUUUUGAGGUACACUGCAAGAAUUUGAGAAUCAUUUUGUUGAAGAUUGUGGCGAAACCGGCCUCGCCACGUGUCCUUGGAGGGGGCUGCUUGCCCGCCUCUUGCCUUUGGACUAUGGACCAGACCUUAUGUGAAUGUGUUAUACCCCAGAUAGGAAUCCCAUGGAGCCCAUUCGUAUGAAACUGACUGUAAAGACUUUGGUUCCAUGGCGAUUAAACUGUAUUUGUGUGGUCCGAGCGCCAUUCACUUAAUAAUGUGCGCUCAGACCUGAGCUAUCUGGGGAUAUGUGAAAUGUCUGUGUGCUAUGUGUAAAAUGUGACUUUAUGUAUUUUAAAGUGUUUUGUGUCUUUUGCAACCAUGUGCUUAAUGGAGUCUUGUGUCUGUCCUGGGAGAUAAUUGAAUUACUUAUCUCCAGGAUAGAAGACUCUGAAACUGGUUUGGGCCAAAAAGCCAUGCUUCAUUUAGUCACAAAGGACUUUUUACUAACUUUUGAACCCCUUGUCUGAUUUGUGCCAUUUUGAAUAUGUUGUUCCCCUGAAUGGAUUGAUUGUGAAUAUGUAAUUUUAUGUGAAUGUGAUGUAUGGUUUUGGAGUUAUGAAAGUUGGGUAGAAAGUAUGUUUUAACUGUAUGUAUAAUUGAGUUUCCUCUCAGGAUAAGGGGAGGGAAUAUGUGGGAUGUAACUGUGAUGUGAUUGGUUGUUUUGUAACGCCCUGUGGGCUGUACUAUGUUUGUGGAUUGGGAAUAAAAGAGACUGUAUGUGACAGUACAGGAGUUCCUGUUUUAACCCUCAAAGUGAAGUGUCGUCUCAUUAUUGGGGGAAGGAUUUAUUGUAUGCUGUUCCAGUUUGACUGCUAGGAGAGUAAACCUAUUCGUAUGGUUCCUAUUCAACUGUCUACAGCAUUCAUAUGCUUGGGAGAAUUUAUUUGUUUCUCCGGUUCGGUGAUUGUGGUGUCUGCCAGAGUGCUUGGAGUCCUCAGGAAGCGCUAGGAGCAUCCUUCAACGGAGGUACCCAGUCGGGGGUGCCAGGUGAUCCGUUACAUUAGAUUUUUUAUGAUCUCUCAGUAUCAUCUGUGGAUGGGCUGCAGGGCAUUUUUUUGCAAUACAGGGCAGUUUGUUUCUACAUUAUUUCAUCUUAUAUAUGGUUACAAUAGCUCUAUUGUACUACUGGUCCUUAAUAUUUAAUGCGAUAGACUGAGCUGACUCUUGUAUUAAUUUAUAUUUUUACAGUUUGAGGAUUAACCCUUUCAGGUUAGCAGCUUGGUAUAAUAGUGUAGUUGCUUGUUUUGUUUGUUUCCAUUUUCAAAGUUGCAGAGGCAAUGUUUAUUUAGAACCGUGAUUGGAGUUUUAUCCGUUAAAUUGUGCUUUCAUUUUGUUUUAGAUUUAUCUUAACCAAUGCAUUGAUGACUUUCUUUUCUGACAAACCGAUCCUUACAGUUUGUUUUGUUUGUUUUCAGUAUCAAAAGCCUAAAGAAAUCCUGGCUAUUGAAGAAGAACUCCAGCGAGAGCUAAAGUCGAUGAAAACGAAUGCUGAUGGAGAUGUUGAAUGCAAAACUCAGUGACUCCAAAAUAAACUGGAAAUUUUUAUUCAUGCCACUCAUUGUUUAUAAUUUAAUAAAUUCGUAUGCUUACUAUGACAGUGUGUGCAUUUUGAAUUCACGAAAAUCAGUAGAAAUACAUGCAAAUUGUUAGAGGAAAAAAAGGAAAAACACAAUCAAUUUUUGAAAUGAAGGGCCUAAUUUACUUUAUAUUAAAGUACCACUAUAGUGCCCUGAGGGUG